Electrophorus electricus (electric eel) is the source of this 2133-nucleotide messenger RNA. RefSeq names its product vesicle associated membrane protein 1a (gene vamp1a). NCBI's taxonomy places the organism in Eukaryota, Metazoa, Chordata, Actinopteri, Gymnotiformes, Gymnotidae. The record is from RefSeq and is a predicted model, not a curated record. Gene Ontology annotation, cellular component: membrane. Gene Ontology annotation, biological process: vesicle-mediated transport.
CCUCCCUCUCUCUUUCUCUCUCAUCUCUUUCAUCCAGUGUACUAUUCUGUCUGGGCUCAUUCACUGUUAACCUCCUACCGUCGAAAUGUCUGGCCCCACUCCAGAAGCUGCUGCCACCCCAGGUGCCCCAGGUGCUCCUGAGUGUGAAGGGGGAACACCAGGUACAGUCCCAAACCUCAGCAGCAACCGGCGGCUCCAACAGACACAGGCUCAAGUGGAGGAAGUGGUUGACAUCAUGCGCGUGAAUGUGGACAAGGUCCUGGACAGGGACCAGAAACUGUCAGAGCUAGACGACCGGGCUGACGCGCUGCAGGCUGGAGCCUCGCAGUUUGAGAGCAGUGCUGCCAAGUUGAAGAACAAGUACUGGUGGAAAAACUGCAAGAUGAUGAUCAUUAUGGGGAUUAUCGGAGUCAUCAUGAUGGGCAUUGUCUUCAUGUACUUCUACUACUGACUUGGCGCAUCUGUGUACAAGGACAUGAGAUAUUAUGCCAGGGGAGCUUUGUGUGACCACGCCUUGUCCCCAACCUCCCCUGUCUUUUCUCCUGAUGCCCGUCAUCCAAACCACAGCACGCAUGUAGUCACGGGCACAGUGCUUCUGCAAACCUUUCUGCUUUCAGUGCGGUGGCAUUCCUGCAUUCCACUUUAUGCUUGUUUUAUCUCACCCAAUGUCUUUCCUUGUGUUUCUUCGCCUUCAUUGUUUUGGCUCUGCCAAUAAACUGUCCCUUUCAGGAUGACGGAUUUAGCCUGGUCUGACUCAAAGGUUCUUAAUGGACAGCAGACAAAAAGUGAAAAAAUAUGUGGGAAAAGGGUAUUCAAAUGGUAUGGAUUAACAGGCAAAGUGUUAAAUAUAUAUAUAUAUAUAUAUAUAUAUAUAUAUAUAUAUAUAUAUAUAUAUAUAUAUAUAUAUAUGUAUGUAUGACCCAGGACUGCCACUUUAUGAGCCUUCAUUUUCUUAUUACAGAGCCACAAAUAGUCACUUAGCUGUGAGAUUCUCUUCACUGUUUUGUCUCUAGCAAGACCCUCAGAUGUACAAAAUUAUUGUAUUCCCAAAGCUUCAGUGAGAAAAAAAAAACUGUUUGAUUCUGUUUUUGAUUCUCUGUGGUUGGUGGUUGUAGCUGGAGGAGAUAUACUCCUAAAUCAGCAAACCUUCUCUGUUUUGGUUAGUGAAUGCAGCCCUGAGAUUGGUGAGCCAUGCAAAUCAAUUUUUUGAAAGCUGUGGGUUACCUUUGUAAAGAUACCUUUAUAAUAACAUAUAUAUGAGAAAAAUAAGGUAAAGACUAGUUAAGAAGUUAAGAAUUUUCAGUGUAUAUUCAUGCUAUUUUUCAUUGAGUAUUUAAUGCCUCUUUUAAAAGCAUAGAACCUAAAUUAUGCAGUUGUUUGUAAUUGCUGAAUUGUUUUAUCUCUAAUGAACUGGUAGUUAAUUUGUAUAAUGAAGGAUAUAGACAGGUUUACAUAAUUCAACAUAUUGUAUUGGUUAAAUAUACUUUUCCUCCAGACUAGAAAUUGUGAAAUUUUGUUCUAGCCCCAAGUCACACAAUAAUAACAAGCAUACUCCACUGAACUGGGGCCUCAUUUAUAAACAGUGAAUAUGCACAAAAAGAGGUAUGAAAUGUAUGUAAGCAAACUCCCAUGAAGAAACUGUGAUUGAAAAAGAAGUACUUGGUGGGAAACUGUGUGAAUAUUUAUGGAACUAUUGACCUAUGCUUAGAUCCAUGCACAACAUUUAUAGGAAAUGGGAAUUGACAACAACCUGGGGUAAAGUAAGGAAUUACAGUAAAAUGUGCAAAAUAAGAGUCCUCAUAAUAGUCCUCGUAAUAGUCCAUGUUAAAAUAUGCAGUUCCAUUAUUACUGUAUAUACGCUACUUAUGAAAAGUACUGAAUGUUACAAUGAAAUUGUAACUCAUGGGUUGGUAACACAUAUGGUUAAUUACAGGAUGCAAACAACUGUAAAACAAUUGCAUAGAUUCACAGAUCUAGAAAAGGCUAGAAUGGAUGUUGUGUGGUCUAUUGCAAAAUGACAUUUUUGGCAUCAUUAGGUACACCAUUUUUGGUGCUUCAUUUGGUCCAUAAUAGGAUGUUGAUUUGUUCAUCAUGCGCUGAUUCUAAUCUAAUAAAUUGUGCUUGACAGCUGUC